This is a messenger RNA of Cucurbita moschata (crookneck pumpkin), 1925 nucleotides long. RefSeq names its product squamosa promoter-binding-like protein 6. Gene Ontology annotation, molecular function: DNA binding. The record is from RefSeq and is a predicted model, not a curated record. Gene Ontology annotation, cellular component: nucleus. The transcript is spliced from 4 exons. Lineage: Eukaryota; Viridiplantae; Streptophyta; Magnoliopsida; Cucurbitales; Cucurbitaceae. Bases 27 to 1631 code for a protein of 534 amino acids.
UCUACUGAUUCAUUUAGUUUUCUGUAAUGGAGUCUUGGAGUUAUGUUUCUGAAGGAAAGGGAUGUAUGUCUGAUGAAAUGAACUCACCUACUAGUUCGCUUGCAAGAAAUAAGGAUUCUGCGUUGGGGUGGGACUUCAAGAAUCCCUGCAAUUUCAGUAGCACUAUGUUAGCAACAGGUCAACAGGUUAACAAUCAAGGUUUUGGGGAACUUGUUUUCCCAGAAAUGAUUGGGAAACAAUUACCUGACAUUUGUGAUAUUUUGAGUAGCAAGGUUGUUGGUGGAAGGUUUCUGAAUCCUGCUAUGAAUUCCUCCAAUGCAUUUCUGGGGGAGGAUGAAUCCACUUCAAAGCUCUCUGGCUCUAUUGUUGACUCUACCGGCCGAGAUUCAUCGUUUAUCGAUUUGAAUUUGGGGAGAUUUGCUGACCAGAGGGAUGCUCAUGGCUACAAAAUUUUCAAGGGAGCCCCUGUUGUAUCAUCAUCUGAGUCGUCGAUGCCUUCAAAAAGGGUACGAGCUUCCGGGUUGAAUUCCCAAACUUAUUUCUGUCAAGUUUAUGGCUGUAAUAAGGAUCUCAGCUCCUCUAAGGAUUACCAUAAGAGGCAUAAAGUUUGUGAAGCUCACUCAAAGACUGCAAAAGUUAUUGUCAAUGGCAUAGAGCAAAGGUUUUGUCAGCAAUGUAGCAGGUUUCAUUUGCUAGCUGAGUUUGAUGAUGGUAAGCGCAGCUGUCGUAAACGCCUUGCAGGUCAUAAUGAACGUCGAAGAAGGCCUCAGGUGGCUCUAAACUCCGGCAGGGCGGGAAGGUUCCUUCAGUCAUAUAAUGGUAGCAGGCUUCAAGGAACACCAGCAACAUCCUUUAUCUGCCAAGAGAUAUUACCAAGUGGUAUUAUGCAUCCAGAGAAAUAUGGAACAAGUGAUUGGUGUAGGACUGUGAAGAUUGAAGACAAGAAUGAAUAUAUGCCUCUGUCUGCUGUUCAUGUUCCUAGUGGUUACCUGCAUUCAAAAUCCCUCUUCUCUCCUUAUGAUAUUGAUACUCAAAUUCCCCCUUUUCAUGACAAUGGACUGAAUGCAGCUGCCACAAACAUGUUCAAGGAGAACAGUAAUCAAUAUCCUAUUAGUGUAGGAGGUGUCUUUAAUAACCCCUCAUUGGGCAGUGAAUACUUCAGUGUUUUUAGUGCAGCAACAACCGACAGAAUAUCAGGAUUAUCAGACUCCGGUUGUGCUCUCUCUCUUCUGUCAUCUCAAACACAAAACUCCUUAACUCAUUCAUCGGGGAUUCCCAUUGCUCGUCCGUUGGUCUUGCUCGAGGGCCAGAAUCAUUACAGCAUGAGUCAACUUUCUGAGAAGCUCAUGGGAGUAAGCUCCCAGGUUUCUGUGAGUGGCGUGUCCAAUAAAUUCAAUUCAUCAGGGUUGAAUACUCUUGGUCCCAUAUCAACGCCUGAAACAAGUGAUGCAGUAAACUUUGAAAGUACAAAUCGUAUUUUCCAUGGGUCAAAUUUGGCUGAUACUACUGAAGGCAGCCCCACCAUUGACUUGCUGCAGCUUUCAUCACAACUUCAUCGCGUGGAGCACGAGAGGCAAGUUAUGCAGGUGAAGCAAGAAAGUAAUGCUUUCUGCUGCCUCCGGAUCACUUAAAUUUUAUGCAAAACAGGUGGCGUGGCAGGACGAAGUUUGUGCUGACUAUGAACAAUGCAGUGGAUUUUGAUGCAGUGGUGCUGGAAGAGCUGUUGUUGGGGUAGGGUGAGGAGAAGAACUCCAGAAUAAAGUAGGCAUGAUUUAUUCCUUUUUCAUAUGAACUAAACUUUGUUCCACAAACGUUGAUAUGUUGGCACUAUUCUUGGACCAUUCUUGAAGUAUUCUAUUAUUAAGCUUUGAGAUGUCUUUUGAUGAAUCUUUGCAAAAGAUAAUACUCCUAAUUCUAUUUUCAGC